AUGGGUGCAAAUGAGGGUAAGGAUAGCACUGAAGAAAAUUCUGAUUUAGAGUCAGCAAACUACCAAGGAUUUUCUCUUCGUGAUAAUCAUCAAUUAUGUAUUAAUCAAAAAGAUCGAGAAGAAAAAGGAGAUGAAGUAAGAAAAAUGAGAAAGUGUUAUGGUGAUAGCACAGUUACUUUAAUAUCUAUUAAUACUAAGUUAGAAGAUAAAGAUAACAACAGAGAAAAUAAGGAAAAUAGAUGGAAGGCUACUAGCCCAGAUCUGGGCACUUCUCCACCAAACAGAGGGUUAUUUCAGCAAGUCAACUUAGGUUUACUACAAGCACUAGAAUCGGUAAAAAGCCGUAACCGAGGCAACCCAAUCGACGGUAUUUAUUCCAUCCUUGGUCUGCUACCUUAUGGUGAAGAAAUGAAAGUAAAAUAUAAGCCGAAGAUAUGUUAUCUAUGUCCGAACCAACAAGAGACUAAAGAUUGUUCUCAUGUAGAAGAAAGUAAAAAAUAUCCUAUUUAUACUAAAGAAGAGUUAGAAAACAGUCUAAUGAGUUUGGUAAAACUAUCCAUAAAAGAAGGAUAUCUUGAGCCUUUAUCUUGGAAUGAAAGUAUCGAACUUACUGAAACUGGGAUUAGAUUGAAUGGCUCUCAGCAUGUAGUUAACAAUGAUUCAAGUGAUUUUGUUUAUUCAAGGGAUGGAAAAACCGAAAAGUUGUUCAUUGAUGUAGUAAAUAAAAAAGUCGUAAACAAGUUAAAAGAAUUAUCUGGAGAAGUACAAGAACAAAUAGAAGAACUUUUAGCAACGCAAGAGAAAAUCACAAUGUUAUCUUUUAUGAAAGGUAAGACAAAUAUUUCCACAACUGAAGAUGACUACAUGAUUGACAUUGAACUCGUUGAAGAAAUGCUAGAGGAAUCGGAAGAAGAAUUAAAAGAACUCAAAGAAAAACUUUACAAACACCUAACUGUUGAUGAAGUAGAGGAACUUUGUCAAGAACGAAAAGAAAAAAUUGUUAGAGAAAUUAUACAAAAAGCAAUAAGGUUAGAGCAAGAAAAUGAAUAUCAAACAAAUUUUUCAGUUAAUCCAAAUCAAUAA
Molecule: messenger RNA, 1083 nt
Organism: Entrophospora candida
Lineage: Eukaryota; Fungi; Glomeromycota; Glomeromycetes; Entrophosporales; Entrophosporaceae
Source: the annotation of a GenBank genome assembly